UAGCCUAUGUGGCUAGCUACCUAUCGCAUGAAGAAAAUCAUAUUUCAUUUAAUUCACUGAAACAAAAAACGUCAAGCCAGAUUUGUCAUGUUGUGGACAGUACCUAGAUGCCGUAGUGUAGUUGCUAACAUCUUAAGCCCGAAAAAAAAGAGACUAAAUGUAAAUGUAAACUCCAACCAUUUAGCUAGAGAGCUAGCUGAUGCUAACUAGAAUUACGAGUUCGCCACACUCCAACUUACUAAACGUUUAGACUAGAUACGACGCGUGCUGUACUAACAAGACAGCUUGCCACGAACUGUAAACAAACGAAAUACGCUUUCUAGUAUUCUUUACCUUUCGCCGUUGUUGAUCAAAACGCCCCCGUUCUGAGAAUGAUUUCGAUUCAAAGCCAUGUUGCCAAACAGAGGUUUAGAUAGCUCUAGUGCAGAUGGCAGCUAAACCACCCCAACAACACCGAGUUGUUACGUCACACGAUCAGCUGUCUCGUGACUUGCAGGUAUUUGGUUUGGUAAUUCUGGACUGUCAACAAAAUGUCUAUGAGUAACUCCUGUGUUAUGUACCAAAGGAAUUUUUCAUGUUGUAUGAUGUUCGUUUUGUGUUUGAUUAUGCAUCUUCGCCUGUUAUGUUUAGUAAUAUAGUUCUGGAACCAUCUAGGUGAUAAUUACGUUAAUAUGUUAGGGUUAGUGUUAGACCUGUAAUGUUUUGUCAUUAAAAUGUGCGUCAAGAGGCGCACCUCAUGAGGGUAGAUAUGUGAGCCUUCAUGAAAAGAGCAAAUGGGUCAAAUAAAACUGUAAAUGACUUCGGACAUGUACCUGUUACGCUUUUACCUAUCAACAAGGAUUACAAAUCUCGUGCGACUUCAUAGGCUAGUACAUAGUCGCCUGAUGCCAGAUUGCGAAGACGCUACACAGCCAUUAAUUUAUGCUACAUAAUUAGCCUUUGUUAAUCAAUCGCUAAAAUCUCAGUUUAUUCAAACAAAAGAUGCACUCCAUUUCACAAAACGUGUAUUUUGUAAUAUUAGCAUUCUUAUCGCCAAACCUCACAUGCCAACCACCUGCUGACCCCAAACCCCCUGAACAAGGAGCCCGUCGUGUCCUGCCUCGAGUCACUUGUACAAGCCAACGAAUACAUGCAGUUUUUGGUCCACUGGUUGGUCCCAAUCUGUACAUCAUAGACAAGACUGGGAAACGCGUGCCAGUGCCUAAAACCAAAGAACACUGUGGGGUGCAGAGAGGCAGAUCAAAGAGUGAUGAUGUCUCAUUCUUCAGUAGAUAUGACAGCUGUUUCGUCCAGGUUGAGGAUGACAUGGUGAAGGUGUCCCUGGAAGUCCAGUUGAUUGCAGAGGAACAGUGGGACAAGGUCACCCUCAGCUGUCCUCUACUCCCUAAGAAGGGUCUGCCCUCCAGCACCCCUCCCCCGUCACCACUUAGGGAGUGUGACAUAGAGAGAGCCCUGCGAGUGGCCUGUGGACCCCAGGCUGUCUCUGCCGAUGCCUGUCUCAUAAUGGACUGUUGCUACGACGCUCAGGACUCGACCUGUUACUACAGGAUGAAUGCAUGCUCACAGGACAGCCAUUUUGUGUUCUGGGUGAGGGCGUCCGACUCAGACCCCCGUCUCAAUACCAGCAGCUUAGUGGUCAAGGACCAGCCUCAGUGCUUUCCUGUGGUGACCACAUCAGAUACAGCCGUCUUCAAGGUUGGCAUGACGGACUGUGGAACUAAGAUAAAGGUUGAGGGAGAUCUGAUUAUCUAUGAAGUGGAGGUGGAGGAACUGCUGACAGAUGCUUCUGACAGAGAUGCCCGCUUCAGUCUGCAGGUUCAGUGUCAGUACGAGGCAUCUCCUGUCCAGAAGCACAAAUAUCUGCAGUCCUUGAAUCCCACCAACCCUCCAGCGGUUACAGCUCUGGGGAUGGUCCAAGUCCAGAUGAGAAUCGCCACAGACGAGUCCUUCACCUCCUUCAUUCCUGGGGAGCAGCUGCCUCUGACUGUGCCCCUGCAGAAGCCUGUGCACGUGGAGGUGUCCAUCGACACCCCCUUCCCCAACCCCAACCUCUCCCUGCGUGUGCGGGACUGCUUCGCCUACCCAGCCUCCAGAUACUCCAUCUGGACUCUUCUCUAUGACGGGUGUCCCGAUCCCCAAGACGACAUGAAGAGCUCCGUCUUCGAGAGCCCAGUUGGGAACACCACCUCCCAGGUGCAGGUCCGGAGGUUCGACGUCCACACUUUCGCCUUCCUGGACCCUGAGACAGGUCAACUCAGUUCGGAGGAGGUACUAGUUGACAUGGAGGUUCAAUUUUUAGACGUCCAAUCUAAUCUUUCAUUUUUUAUGGUCUUACCGGUCCAUUAACCCUUCAAUAUAGCCAGUUGACUGAAACACAUUCAGUUUUGCAGACAGUUUGCUGUGUCCUUGUCAGUCCAGUUGUCACUGUUCACUUGGCUAUGGUUGCGUGUACUCUGUACUGGAUUUGCUGGAAUUCUAAAGUGCUUGAAGACUUUACAACAGAGGUCAAGUACAGAGAACUGGACUGUGUUGUUGACACCAUGCAGUUACACAAUCAGGCUUGGGCUUCUGCUACACUGGUCUGUUAAGUUUGUUCAUAUCCCUCAAAUCCAAUGCCUUAUCAUAUGUCCAUAUUUAUAAUUUACUGACUAAAUGUUUCAUGGUAUAGAUUCCCAUAUCCCUGUCUGAACAUUGUUCUUUUGUGUCUCCAGAUACUGUCUUCAUAUCUUUUCUCUCCAUUUAAUUCUCUUUCUUAAAUAUUUCUUCUUUAAUUUUGUCUCUGUCUUAACACCUUAACUAAACCGUAUCAACAACCUAAUUUCUCCUCUUUUUUGUCUUGGACUACUACCUCUGCUAACGUGGGAUCAGUCUGAAGUAGUACAAAGUG
Messenger RNA from Osmerus eperlanus (European smelt), 2887 nucleotides. Its product is annotated as zona pellucida sperm-binding protein 1-like. Bases 982 to 2346 code for a protein of 454 amino acids. Lineage: Eukaryota; Metazoa; Chordata; Actinopteri; Osmeriformes; Osmeridae. Gene Ontology annotation, molecular function: acrosin binding; structural constituent of egg coat. Gene Ontology annotation, cellular component: egg coat. Gene Ontology annotation, biological process: prevention of polyspermy; binding of sperm to zona pellucida. The transcript is spliced from 11 exons. The record is from RefSeq and is a predicted model, not a curated record.